UGCAGGAGGGACAUCAUGAGAAGGUGCAUGAGCUUUACAAUGAAAUGUGCAAUGAUGGAACCUGUUUCCCCGAUUCUGUUACUUACAGUGCACUCAUUUCCACUUUCUGCAAGUUGCGGCGAGACGAUUCCGCGAUCAGAUUGUUUGAGGAGAUGAAAGAGAACAGGCUGCAACCAAUGCCAAAGAUUUAUACCACUUUAAUAGCCAUGUUUUUCAAUUCAAAUAAUGCUGACAAAGCUCUUGGUUUGUUUCGUGAAAUGAAACAGCAUUGCUGUAAACCAAAUGUCUUCACCUAUACUGAAUUGAUUAAAGGCCUUGGCAAAAUCGGAAGAAUUGAAGAUGCUUUUCAUUAUUUUCUUGAGAUGCAGAAAGAAGGUUGCAAGCCAGAUACAGUGCUCAUGAAUAAUCUUCUAAACAUUCUAAGCAAGGCUGGGCGUUUAGAUGAUGUGCUGAAGCUGUUUGAGCAAAUGGAGUCCCUUCAUUGCGUUCCAAAUGUGGUUACAUACAAUACAGUUAUGAAAACACUUUUUGAGUCAAAAUCUCGAGCAUCGGAGGUUGUGGCUUGGUUCGAGAAAAUGAAGGAGCGAGGGAUCACUCCUAGUUCCUUCACUUAUUCCAUUCUAAUAGAUGGUUUUUGCAAAAGCAAUCGAGUAGAGAAGGCAUUGAUUCUUCUUGAGGAAAUGGAUGAGAAAGGCUUUCCUCCAUGCCCAGCUGCAUAUUGCAGUCUAAUUGAUGCUCUUGGUAAAGCUAGAAGGUAUGAGGCUGCUUGUGAGUUGUUCCAGGAACUAAAAGAAAAUUGUGGUUCUUCCUCUUCCCGUGUAUAUGCAGUUAUGAUCAAGCAUUUUGGGAGAUGUGGGCGCCUAAAGGACGCCAUAGAUCUUUUUGAGGAAAUGAAGAAACUUGGCUGUACUCCAGAUAUCUUUGCUUAUAAUGCUCUUAUGUCUGGAAUGGUAAGGUCUGGCAUGGUAGAUGAAGCCCAGUCCUUGUUCAGGACAAUGCAAGAACAAGGCUGUAAGCCAGAUAUAAAUUCUCACAAUAUCAUAUUGAAUGGUCUGGCAAAGGUUGGUGGCCCAAAAAUGGCAAUGGAGAUGCUUUUGAAUAUGAAGCAGUCGAAGAACAAACCAGAUGCUGUGUCAUACAAUACAGUUCUUGGAUCUCUUAGUCAUGCAGGAAUGUUUGAGGAGGCAGCUAGGGUGAUGAAAGAGAUGAGUGCAAUGGGAUUUGAGUAUGAUCUUAUUACUUACUCUUCAAUACUUGAGGCCGUCGGAAAAAUCGACGAUGAACCCGCGGAUUCUGUGAAUGAUUUCACUAAUCCAUUGCGCUACCAUGCGUUUGGAAGCUUUCUAUUGUUUAGCAAUGCAGUAAAACUGAGAGGACAACAUCUGGCACAGGUUGUUGCACACAUGAUGCCUGAUCUACCAAAUGUUGGCAUUGAGAGAGAUUUAGAAAGUUUCCGUGAAUUCUUUGAGAGCCCAGCUUUUAGGGCAGAUGGUCUCAAAAUUUACCCAACACUCGUAAUUCGUGGUACUGGUCUUUAUGAACUUUGGAAAACUGGCAGGUAUCGGAAUUACCCACCAGAGCUUCUUGUGGAUGUAAUUGCAAGGAUUUUGGCCAUGGUACCACCAUGGACCCGCGUCUACAGAGUUCAAAGAGAUAUUCCCAUGCCAUUAGUUACUUCUGGAGUUGAGAAGGGAAACCUCCGUGAACUUGCUUUGGCUCGAAUGGAAGAUUUGGGCUUAAAAUGUCGUGAUGUUAGAACACGUGAAGCUGGAAUUCAGAUGAUGAGGAAUCGAAAGCUAAAUUUCUUCGUUCAAAUCCAACAUGCUGCCGAGAUGACUUGGAGGCCUGCCUUACUGGUUCUGAAGCGAGAAGUAUCCACUUCGCAUCUUCUCUCCGAGAGAUUAAAACAAACAGAGAAUGAAAUUGUUCAGAUGUUCAGACUUCCAAAUCUUAGAGAUGCAAGUGCAUCUUCAUCAACAAACCCAGGGGGAUUCAGGAACUCAAGUUCUCGAGUACUGGAUGAGAGAUUCCUGAGAAUAUUGAAGAUAUUUAAGUGGGGGCCAGAUGCAGAGAAGGCCUUGGAGGUACUGAUGCUGAAAGUUGAUCAUCGUUUAGUUCGCGAGGUUCUGAAAACAGAUAUUGAGAUUGGUGUGAAGAUACAGUUCUUCAAAUGGGCAGGCAAAAGGAAAAAAUUUGAUCAUGAUUCUUCCACCUUCAUGGCUAUGAUUCAUUGCCUCGAGCAAGAGGGAUUGGUAGGGGAGAUGUGGAGAACAAUCCAAGACAUGGUCAGAAGCAAUUGCAUCAUUUUCCCUACAGUGCUAUCGGAACUCAUCAAGAUUCUUGGAAAAGCAAAAAUGGUGAACAAGGCUUGUUCCAUCUUUUAUCAGAUCAAGGCUCGAAAAUGUCAGCCAACUGCAACUGUUUACAACACCAUGAUCAUAAUGCUUAUGCAGGAAGGACACCAUGAGAAGGUGCAUGAGCUUUACAAUGAAAUGUGCAAUGAUGGAACCUGUUUCCCCGAUUCUGUUACUUACAGUGCACUCAUUUCCACUUUCUGCAAGUUGCGGCGAGACGAUUCUGCAAUCAGGUUGUUUGAGGAGAUGAAAGAGAACAGGCUGCAACCAAUGCCAAAGAUUUAUACCACUUUAAUAGCCAUGUUUUUCAAUUCAAAUAAUGCUGACAAAGCUCUUGGUUUGUUUCGUGAAAUGAAACAGCAUUGCUGUAAACCAAAUGUCUUCACCUAUACUGAAUUGAUUAAAGGCCUUGGCAAAAUCGGAAGAAUUGAAGAUGCUUUUCAUUAUUUUCUUGAGAUGCAGAAAGAAGGUUGCAAGCCAGAUACAGUGCUCAUGAAUAAUCUUCUAAACAUUCUAAGCAAGGCUGGGCGUUUAGAUGAUGUGCUGAAGCUGUUUGAGCAAAUGGAGUCCCUUCAUUGCGUUCCAAAUGUGGUUACAUACAAUACAGUUAUGAAAACACUUUUUGAGUCAAAAUCUCGAGCAUCGGAGGUUGUGGCUUGGUUCGAGAAAAUGAAGGAGCGAGGGAUCACUCCUAGUUCCUUCACUUAUUCCAUUCUAAUAGAUGGUUUUUGCAAAAGCAAUCGAGUAGAGAAGGCAUUGAUUCUUCUUGAAGAAAUGGAUGAGAAAGGCUUUCCUCCAUGCCCAGCUGCAUAUUGCAGUCUAAUUGAUGCUCUUGGUAAAGCUAGAAGGUAUGAGGCUGCUUGUGAGUUGUUCCAGGAACUAAAAGAAAAUUGUGGUUCUUCCUCUUCCCGUGUAUAUGCAGUUAUGAUCAAGCAUUUUGGGAGAUGUGGGCGCCUAAAGGACGCCAUAGAUCUUUUUGAGGAAAUGAAGAAACUUGGCUGUACUCCAGAUAUCUUUGCUUAUAAUGCUCUUAUGUCUGGAAUGGUAAGGUCUGGCAUGGUAGAUGAAGCCCAGUCCUUGUUCAGGACAAUGCAAGAACAAGGCUGUAAGCCAGAUAUAAAUUCUCACAAUAUCAUAUUGAAUGGUCUGGCAAAGGUUGGUGGCCCAAAAAUGGCAAUGGAGAUGCUUUUGAAUAUGAAGCAGUCAAAGUACAAACCAGAUGCUGUGUCAUACAAUACAGUUCUUGGAUCUCUUAGUCAUGCAGGAAUGUUUGAUGAGGCAGCUAGAGUGAUGAAAGAGAUGAGUGCAAUGGGAUUUGAGUAUGAUCUUAUUACUUACUCUUCAAUACUUGAGGCCGUCGGAAAAAUCGACGACGAACCCGCAGAUUCUGUUCGGUGAGGGUCUGGUUUGACUGAACUUUUUCUUGAAUUUCAGAAGAAUUUGAACUCACAGUUUUUUCAUUCUAAUCCUGACUAAUUUAAUGUUGUUCACUCUGACUUGGAAGCUUUCAUUGUACAUUUUAGGAGAUUUUACAGAUAUCCUAAUAAGUUUACACGAUGGUAUAGUUUGAGUUUA
Dendrobium catenatum is the source of this 3929-nucleotide messenger RNA. RefSeq names its product pentatricopeptide repeat-containing protein At3g16010. The record is from RefSeq and is a predicted model, not a curated record. The transcript is spliced from 6 exons. NCBI's taxonomy places the organism in Eukaryota, Viridiplantae, Streptophyta, Magnoliopsida, Asparagales, Orchidaceae. Gene Ontology annotation, molecular function: protein binding. The coding region runs from base 45 to 3752 and encodes 1235 amino acids.